ACGCUAUAAAUGUGAUAUUUGUGAAAAAUUCUUUACUAGCAGAAGCGUCCUUGAAUGUCAUAUGGUUAUACACACUGGAGAGAAGAAUUAUAAUUGUGACCUCUGUCAUAAAGCCUUUUCUCAAAAAAGUCAUGUUAAGAGACACAUGUUAGUACACACUGGCGAGAAGAAUUUCAAGUGUGAAAUCUGUUCCAAACAAUUUUCAGAUAAAGGUAAUUUUAAGAGGCAUAUAAAAAUUCACAGUAGGGAGGAGGAUGACAAAGCAUCAUAUGAAAGAGAGGAUGCAUGUAUUACAGGAAAUCAUUUAAAUACUAAAGAGAAGAAGUAUAAAUGUAGCCUCUGCCUUAAAACAUUUUCUCAAAAAAGUUAUGUAAAGAGACAUAUGGUAAUACACACUGGUGAAAAAAAUUUUGAGUGUGAAUUCUGUUUUCAACAGUUCCCAGAUAGUGGUAAUCUUAGUAGACACAGGGAAAUACACAUUGGGGAGAACGUUACGAGUGAUAAUCAUGACAAAGCCUUUUUGGGGAGAUGUCAAUUAAAGUUGCAUAUGGUUAAACGCACUUGUGACGAGAAUUAUAAAUGUGAUAUCUGCAAGAAAGGAUUUUCUCGAAGAAGUUCUUUAAAUGCACAUAUAUCAAUACAUGCUAGCGAGGAGAAUUUUACUUGCAAAAUCUGUUCAAAACAAUUUUUAUAUGGUUGUAACUUGCGGAAACAUAUGGUGAUACACACUGGGGAAAUGAAAUAUACAUGUGGACUCUGUAAAAAGACGUUUGCCAGAUGUAACGAUGUUAAGAGACAUAUGUCAAUUCACGCUCAUAAGAGGUGUCAGGGACCGGAAGAACUAGAAAUUAGCUUAUAAUUGAAAAGGAUUUGUUUUGACACAUUGUCAAGAAAAGUUAUUGUAACUUCCCUGUCAGAAGAGCCGUCAAGGAUGAAGACGAUAUCGAUGUAUCUUUGAUUAUUUUUUGAUUAUUUACAUUAAAAAUUUAAAAUGUC
Messenger RNA from Ruditapes philippinarum (Manila clam), 996 nucleotides. Its product is annotated as zinc finger protein 271-like. Lineage: Eukaryota; Metazoa; Mollusca; Bivalvia; Venerida; Veneridae. The transcript has a single exon. Bases 62 to 859 code for a protein of 265 amino acids. The record is from RefSeq and is a predicted model, not a curated record.